Messenger RNA from Trichomycterus rosablanca, 825 nucleotides. RefSeq names its product GTPase IMAP family member 4-like. Lineage: Eukaryota; Metazoa; Chordata; Actinopteri; Siluriformes; Trichomycteridae. The record is from RefSeq and is a predicted model, not a curated record. The coding region runs from base 1 to 825 and encodes 274 amino acids. The transcript has 2 exons. Gene Ontology annotation, molecular function: GTP binding.
AUGAGUGCACUGGAACCUGAGAGAGUUCAGAGUGAGGAUAGUACAAGUGAGCUGAGGAUCAUCCUGUUGGGAAAGACUGGAGUUGGAAAAAGUGCCACAGGAAACACCAUCCUGGGAAGAGAAGCAUUUUACUCUGGGCUCUCAUGUUCCUCUGUGACUCCUUUUUGUGAAAAAGCCAAAGGCAUUGUCAAUGGCAGAAGAGUUGCUGUUAUUGAUACUCCAGGCCUUUUUAACACCAAUGAAGGUAAUAGUGAAAUAGUGGAAAGGAUCAAGUCAUGCAAAUUUCUGUGUGCACCAGGACCUCAUGUGUUCUUAGUGGUUCUGCAACUUGGCAGAUUUACACAAGAAGAGGUGGAUACUGUGGAGAUCAUUCAACAGAUAUUUGGUGAAGAUUCCUUACAACACACCAUGGUGCUAUUUACACAUGGAGAAAGGUUAAAGAGAAUCAAGAAGAACAUUCAUCAAAUUGUGCGUGACAUUUCUGAAUUAAUGAAAAUUAUUCAGCUCACCAAAGGACGAUACCACGUAUUCAACAACGAUGAUGAGGAUUCAACACAAGUUAGCGAGUUGUUUGAAAUGAUAAAACAACUGUUUAAUGGAAAUGGUGAACAACACUACACAAACAAUUUUCUGCAAGAAGCUGAGGAAAUUAUUCAAAAGGAACAAGAACGACUUCAAAGGGAAAGUCACCUGGACGCCAAGCAAGCGAGAGAAAAAGCAGAACAAAGCAGCACAUACCUGAAAGUUGCAACUGGUGUUGGGAUAACUACUGCAGUCACUGGUGUAGCUGCUGCUCCUCUUAAAGGCUUCUGCACAAUACAGUAA